AUUAUUUCAUAAUAUAAAACCAAAAGCACAAAAGCAGCUUUAACUGUUUUAUGUUACAAAAAUUCAAGAUGUGUCGUUACAUAAUAGCGUUUUACAAUCGUUACAAAAACAAAAUGUAUUGUUCCACGUUCGUAUUUAAUGAUGACACCGCGAGUUAAAUGUGUAAUAGAUAACAGGAUUAUGUGAAAAGUGUUGUGUGUAAGAGAAAAUGGUAAAUGACGCACAAUUAAAAUCGCCACCAAAAUCGGAUGUGCACGGAGCGAUACGCACAGACAAUGAUGUAAAUAUUGAUAGGGGUGUUAAAAUAUUGGAGUACAAGGGCAUACUCUGGACAUGUGGUUUGCGACAAAUAUGUUUAGCUGCAUUAUGGCUUCCGCUGGGUGCUUUAAUAUUUUGUUACGUGACAGCCUCUAUGUUCCAGGCAGAUGAUAUACACGAAACACAUUGUAAAGUUUACAAUGUGGUCCCGUCAAUAAGUGCAAUUACCGGUAUUAGUCCACAAAGGUAUAUUUGGAGGAUAUGCAUCGCGUUUCAUUUAGGACCAAGAUUGUUAAUAGGAUCCCUGUAUUACAAUUAUCAUAAGGAACGAAAUAGUUUUAUUGGGGAUGAAAAGGUACGAGUGCAGGCAAAUAAACUGGGAGAGGCUUGCUAUUGGCUCAAUUUGAUAGAGUUAUUAGCACUUACGGGCGUCACCUAUGUAUCUAACAGAGAAAACUAUUUUGUGCAUGAGAAAAUUUUCAUAGUUUUUAUGAUUGUUGCGUUAUUGCACAUGCUGUGUCGAGGAAGAGUGGGCGCCAUCGGAGCUGACUCGGUGACCCCCGUGCGGACCAAUAAUAUAGUCUGGACGCUAUUUUACGUGGCUGUGGCGUCGACUGUAGGGCUAGUCGUGUUUUUCUUGAGACACCGCCUUUUGUGCCGACCUCUAGCUUUCACAUGGUUCUCAGUCUGCGAAUACAUUCUGGCUACCACGAACAUGGCUUUCCAUGCGAUCGUGGUGCGCGACCUGCCACUUCACCAUCUCCAAGUUGUAUAUCCUGACCACAAACGAAACUAGUUGCAUCUCAUUCGGUUUCCAUAAUUUCAGUAUUUCUAUCUCACUAUGUAUAAUAAUAAUUAAGUUGUAGUAUAUAGAAUAUAAACACGACGCUAAAACCUUAGAACGAUAACAAUAAUAAUACAAUUAUUAGUGACUACCUAGUAACACUAAUAAACUAGCGAAAUAAAGUAAUUAUUUCACAGGUGAAUUGCAAACUAAAAUUAGAAUCUAAGUUAAGAUACCUCGAAAAAAUAGUGAUUUUUAAUAGUUAUAUUGUUUAAGAAUCGCUUUAAGAAUCUUCCUUCUGUAAUAUAGUUUAUACAAGAAUAGUGUAGUAUUAAUUAUCACAAUAAUUCGACAAUGGGUGGCAAAUUUUUUGACAGCUGCUGAAGCUAGUAAGUAGUACCUAGUUGUCACCAAAAAUCAUUAAUUUUCGCAAAUAGGUAGUUCAUUGGCUGUGAGUUUGGACUUUGGGAGUCGUUGCUGCUGGUAAGAGCCACGGUAAAUACGUAGACAAGCUAGUUUUCGUAAUUUAAGUAUUAAAAUGCUUGUAGACAAUAUGGAAAUUCGCUUUGAACAUAUGAGAUAGUUCAACAUUAUGUACGUUAUGAUUGAUUUAGAUUUUAUAGAACAAAAAUUAGCAAGAUCAGUUCAUUGAAAAUCGAAGGACCAAAGUGAAUAAUCUUGCCUAUACUUGCAUACAUAUCUCUAUCUGUAUUAUUAAAAGAUAAGUUUAUUUUUGAUUCGAAUCCGAAUGUAUUGGUGCAUACGUCGGUGUAUGUACUUACCUCCAAAAAAAAAAAACUAAAAUGCCAAAAAAGUUUUUGUUGUCCUUUUGGUUGUUUGUAGAAUUGUUGUUUUUGAUGUUACUUAUCUUGACACGCAUAAAUUUGGAAAAUGAUAUUUGUAUAAGGUAUCUCGGGGAAGUUUGUUACAAUUAAAUAAAUUAAGCAAUAUUAUUCUAAGAUUGUAAAGAAGAAGAUAAUACGUGAUUUUUUGUAAAUUAUUGUAUUGUUACACAAUUAUCACAAUUGUGCUAGUAAAUUUUAAUACACGUUUUAAGAUUUGAAUUAAAAUUACACUAACCUAAAUAUAAUUAUUAUAUCGUUAUGAAAUUAAAUUAGAAGCUAGUGAAAAUCGAAUAUAUUGUCAUUGUGAAAAUCGAAAAGUAAUGUAAUUCAAACCUAAAUUUAUUUAUAAUUGGCGCCAUGUUGUUUUUUACUUCCACAAACAUUACUGAUACUUAUCUGACCUGUUUUGAUACAUAAUCUAAUUUAUUUAAUGCUUUACAUUAUAACUUAUUAUACAUUAGUACACUAACAACUUAAACCCAUUUAAUGAGUAGGUACCUAUGAUUUAGAGAAGAUUUAACUUGAAACACAAAAACUAGGUGGGUACAUGGUUAGCAUAGCGAAAGAUGUAAUAAAGACCAACAUUUGAUAUUUGAUCCUUAUUUGUAUUAUAUACUUACAUUUGACCGAUGAUACAAUAGUACAACAAAACGCUAUAAAAUUGCAAUUUUGCCGUUUAGUGUUGGAAGAAAAAGCACCUCUUCCCAUGAAGGGUCCGCGUUUAUGUUUUGUUUUUAUCUACCCGUUCUAGUAAGCUCAAGGGGUCAUGUUUGAUUCACCGAAUGAAUAGAUGAGCUCACGGGGCUCUAACCUGUGGACUUUGCUAACACUAGCCCUACCAAGAGUGGUGCUUCUUAGAAUCUACCACCGGAUCGGAAACGCGACCUA
Messenger RNA from Bombyx mandarina (wild silkworm), 2775 nucleotides. Its product is annotated as post-GPI attachment to proteins factor 2-like. NCBI's taxonomy places the organism in Eukaryota, Metazoa, Arthropoda, Insecta, Lepidoptera, Bombycidae. The record is from RefSeq and is a predicted model, not a curated record.